GUAGGGGUAGCAAUUUUGCAGAUUUUCCAAGCAGGUGACUUCAGACCCCUGGGCCUGUGCAGGAAGGGGUAGCCCAGUGACAAUGGGCAUAGCCCCACUUCAGGAACGGGAAACGUGUUGGCUGGCUCUGUGGAGUUCUCUCUCUUCUGAUCCCACAGCAUCUGUUCCAGUUGUCUCGGCCGCUGGGGUAUGGCCGUCAAUGUGUACUCCACAUCUGUGACCAGUGAAAAUCUGAGUCGCCAUGAUAUGCUUGCAUGGGUCAACGACUCCCUGCACCUCAACUAUACCAAGAUAGAACAGCUCUGUUCAGGGGCAGCCUACUGCCAGUUCAUGGACAUGCUCUUCCCUGGCUGUGUGCACUUGAGGAAAGUGAAGUUCCAGGCCAAACUAGAGCAUGAAUACAUCCACAACUUCAAGGUGCUGCAAGCAGCUUUCAAGAAGAUGGGUGUUGACAAAAUCAUUCCUGUAGAGAAAUUAGUGAAAGGAAAAUUCCAAGAUAAUUUUGAGUUUAUUCAGUGGUUUAAGAAAUUCUUUGACGCAAACUAUGAUGGAAAGGAUUACAACCCUCUGCUGGCGCGGCAGGGCCAGGACGUAGCGCCACCUCCUAACCCAGGUGAUCAGAUCUUCAACAAAUCCAAGAAACUCAUUGGCACAGCAGUUCCACAGAGGACGUCCCCCACAGGCCCAAAAAACAUGCAGACCUCUGGCCGGCUGAGCAAUGUGGCCCCCCCCUGCAUUCUCCGGAAGAAUCCUCCAUCAGCCCGAAAUGGCGGCCAUGAGACUGAUGCCCAAAUUCUUGAACUCAACCAACAGCUGGUGGACUUGAAGCUGACAGUGGAUGGGCUGGAGAAGGAACGUGACUUCUACUUCAGCAAACUUCGUGACAUCGAGCUCAUCUGCCAGGAGCAUGAAAGUGAAAACAGCCCUGUUAUCUCAGGCAUCAUUGGCAUCCUCUAUGCCACGGAGGAAGGAUUCGCACCCCCUGAGGACGAUGAGAUUGAAGAGCAUCAACAAGAAGACCAGGACGAGUACUGAGGGCGGCCGCUGCCCUGGCUGACUGCACGGCUUCCCUGUGCCUCCCUCCCUGCUCCACUCCCACAUUAUAGUCCUUUCCUAACACGGUCGGCCGGGUGCUUUGUGUCAGUGCCGCAGCACUGGGGAGCCAGGCGAGCGGGGCUUGGGGGCCUGGGGCCGGAAAGCAGGCAGAAGCCCGUCCUGGGUGGCGCUGGCCCAGUUGGCAGGACCCCUGUCCACACCCACCCUAUUUAUUUCCGUUGUCUCUCCGCUGUGUCGCCCAACACUUCCCAGGGUGCUGCUGCCACCCGCCCCAGCCAGCCACCUGCUCCUGACAGCCAGCAGCUGUGUAUUUGACAAAGUCAUUGGUAUAUUUUUACUUACUGGAUUCUCCUUGCACUUUACCUGUUCUUUUCCAGAGCUGACAGCACGGGCUCCGGGGCAGUGUGCCUGGCUUGGCUCCCUUCCCCAUGGCUGGGGGCUGGGGUAGGACUUACCCAUUCUAAUUUAUUUUGUCUUUUGGCUUCUCAGUAACUAAGGGGAAGGCUGAUGUCAGGAGAGGCAGAGGGGGCUGAGGAGGUAGUGCUGUAGUCCCAGGGGGUCAGGGAGAGGGAGGGGGGCAUGUGAGGGAUGGAAAUGACCUCCUGGCACCAGGCUCACCCACCCAAGGCCCCCUGCCCCAGCACUGAAUCCCAGCACUGCCCUGAGGCCCCCAGCCGCUCCCUCCAGCAGCCUGGUUCACCACACAAACUCUGCCUGGACCCCAUUGUCUGUCUGCUUCCCACCUGCCCUCCCCACCCCCUGCCCCUCGGGCACCAGCCUGCAUCUGUGUUCACUUUUAUUUAAAUAAACUUGUGUGGUAAAAGUCCA
Symphalangus syndactylus (siamang) is the source of this 1884-nucleotide messenger RNA. It is a transcript of the gene MAPRE3, whose product is annotated as microtubule associated protein RP/EB family member 3. Gene Ontology annotation, molecular function: microtubule binding. NCBI's taxonomy places the organism in Eukaryota, Metazoa, Chordata, Mammalia, Primates, Hylobatidae. The record is from RefSeq and is a predicted model, not a curated record.